AUGGAUGGGCUCCGAGCCUGCGGGCGCCAGCUCGUGGGUAAAGGGCACGCCCGCGUCGUUGCAGACCAUGAGCAGCUGCGGCUUCUCCGCCUUGCAUCGCUUGCAGCGCUCCCGCCGGCGCAGCCGGCGGCAUCAGAACGCUUCUGGAAGCGGCCGGACGCGGUGGGAAAUCUCGUCAGCGUCUUCGCGAGAGCGCGCUGGAGGUCGGCCGCCGUUGGGCUCGCAUCAACAGCGGCGUGCUUGAAGAGGAAGCCGCACUCCACAGUCAUGGGAAUCAUGUUGCUGGCGCAGCUGCUCCAGACCACCUCCUUGACGGCUGUGGGCGGCGAGGGGGCCAGGCAACUGUCAUCAAUGUAG
Messenger RNA from Prorocentrum cordatum, 357 nucleotides. NCBI's taxonomy places the organism in Eukaryota, Dinophyceae, Prorocentrales, Prorocentraceae. The record is from the annotation of a GenBank genome assembly.